GAACACUUCGCGCCAAAAAAGAAAACAAAAAUCUUGAAAACUUUUCAAAGUAAAAAAAUGUAACGUUCUCACGUUGAAUUAAGGAUAAUCAGUAUUCCGAUCGAAACGUAGAUGUGCUAGAAUGGUGUUACAGAACAGUGGACGUUAUCAAUCAGAGAAAGGCUCUGGAAAAGAUGACCAAGAAGGAUGGAAACCAAGAGAAGAUGCAACUGACAAGCGUAUGAAAAGAGCACUUGAAAAUGAUGAAAUCGAUUCCAAAUAUGGAUUUGAUCGUCACAAAGAAACUAAUGAGAAAGUUGGAUGGCUUAUCAACAUGCAUCCAUCUGACAUCAUGGAUGAUGAGAAACGUCUUGUAAGCUGCGUGGACUAUUUCUUUAUUCAGGAUGAUGGUAGCAGGUUUAAGGCUUCUUUACCAUUCAUGCCCUACUUCUAUGUGAAAGUGAAGAAAGGCACGGAAAGAGAGGUUGCUUCCUUCCUUAACAAGAAGUUCACAGGGAAAGUUGUAAAAGUGGAAUCUGUGCAAAAAGAAGAUCUGGAUUUGCACAACCAUUUAACAGGACUGAAGCAGACAUUCAUUAAACUGUCAUUUCACUGCACGGAGGAUAUGAAUGCGGUGAAACGGGUCAUCAACCCUGCUGUUAAGAAGAAUAAAGAACGGGAGAAAACCCAGGGAGAGUAUACUACCAUGAUGACCAAUCAUCUUAUGGGAGAUGGGGCCGCUGAAGCAUCAAAGAAAAUAGCUGACCAAAUGGAGAAUAUCAUUGACAUCAGAGAGCAUGACGUACCCUACCAUGUCAGGGUAUCCAUAGAUAGGAAGAUCCAUGUAGGUCACUGGUAUGCUGUACGAGGUAUGGGUACAGCUCCCCCUGUCAUCACCCCUAGGGAGGACCUCGUUGAUAGGCCAGACCCAGUUGUUAUGGCAUAUGACAUCGAAACAACAAAGCUACCUCUAAAGUUUCCUGAUGUGGCCACUGACCAAAUAAUGAUGAUUUCUUACAUGAUAGAUGGACAGGGGUAUUUAAUCUGUAAUCGUGAGAUUAUUUCGCAAGAUGUUGACGACUUUGAAUACACCCCAAGACCUGAGUUUGAAGGCCCCUUCAUCAUCUUCAAUGAGGCAGAUGAGGCACAAACUAUACAACGAUUCUUUGACCAUUUCCUUGAAGUGAAGCCCAUGCUUUGUGCCACAUACAAUGGAGACAUGUUUGAUUGGCCAUUUGUGGAGGGACGUGCAGCCUACCAUGGUUUAGAUAUGGGUAAGGAGAUAGGCUUCACCAAAGACAACCAAGGAGAAUACAAAUGUAGGCCUUGUAUACACAUGGAUUGCUUCAGGUGGGUAAAAAGAGAUAGCUACCUCCCAGUGGGGAGUCAGAACCUUAAGGCAGUUGCCAAGGCAAAGUUACGCUAUGACCCUGUGGAACUGAAUCCAGAGGAUAUGUGUAGGAUGGCAAAUGAGGAGCCACAGGUCCUGGCUAACUAUUCAGUGUCUGAUGCAGUAGCUACAUACUACCUCUACAUGAAGUAUGUACAUCCAUUCAUCUUUGCUCUGUGUACCAUCAUUCCUAUGGAGCCUGAUGAGGUUCUGAGAAAGGGAUCUGGUACCCUCUGUGAGGCACUACUUAUGGUACAGGCAUUCCACGCAAAUAUCAUAUUUCCCAACAAACAAGAACAGGUCUUCAACAAACUGACGGACGAUGGCCAUGUACUAGAUUCAGAGACCUAUGUAGGCGGCCAUGUGGAAGCCAUUGAGUCUGGUGUAUUUAGAGCAGACAUCCCAUGUAGAUUUAGAAUGGUACCUGAAGCAUUCCAGACCCUUAUUGAUAAAGUAGAACAGACAAUGAGACAUGCUAUUGAAAAUGAAGAGAAGAUUCCCUUUGACACAGUCCUAAACUUUGAUGAGGUUUGUACAGAAGUUGUUGAGAAACUGUCCAUGCUACGUGACUGUCCUAACAGACUUGAAAAUCCUGUCAUUUAUCAUCUGGAUGUUGGUGCCAUGUACCCAAACAUCAUCCUCACUAACAGGCUUCAACCUUCGGCCAUCAUAGAUGAAGAGACAUGUGCUGCCUGUGAUUUCAACAAACCUGGUGCUAAAUGUCAAAGGAAAAUGCAGUGGCUAUGGAGGGGAGAAGUCAUGCCAGCAUCAAGGAGUGAAUACCACCGUGCCCAACAACAACUUGAAAAUGAAAAAUUUCCCCCCAUGUUCCCUGGUGGUCCCCAAAGGGCAUUUCACGAAUUGUCACGGGAAGAACAGGCAACAUUUGAGAAGAAGCGACUAUCUGAAUAUUGUCGUAAAGCGUACAGAAAGAUACAUCAAACUAGACUUGAAGAAAGGACAUCAACCAUAUGUCAGCGUGAAAACUCCUUCUAUGUUGACACAGUGCGGGCAUUCAGAGAUAGGAGAUACAUAUUCAAGGGGCUGAACAAGACAUGGAAAAAGAAGCUCUCUGAUGCAGAAAAGUCUGGAGAUGCAGCUGAAAUCAAGAAAGCCAAUGGAAUGGUGGUCUUAUAUGAUUCACUGCAACUGGCCCAUAAAUGUAUCCUCAACUCUUUCUAUGGAUAUGUCAUGAGAAAGGGGGCAAGAUGGUACAGUAUGGAGAUGGCUGGUAUUGUAUGUAACACUGGGGCCAACAUUAUUAAACAGGCCAGAGAGAUAGUUGAACAGAUAGGGCGUCCUCUUGAGUUGGACACAGAUGGCAUCUGGUGUAUCCUCCCGGCAACAUUCCCAGAGAAUUAUGAAAUUAAAACGACCAAUCCUAAGAAGUCAAAAGUGACAAUAUCAUACCCAGGUGCAAUGUUGAACAUAAUGGUGAAAGAUGGUUUCACCAAUGACCAGUACCAUGACCUGGAGGACGCUGCCACCAACAAGUACAGCAUACAUGAUGAGAAUUCAAUCUUCUUUGAGGUUGAUGGGCCUUACUUGUCAAUGAUAUUACCUGCCUCCAAGGAGGAAGGCAAGAAAUUGAAGAAACGUUACGCAGUCUUUAACUUUGAUGGCUCCCUUGCUGAACUCAAGGGGUUUGAAGUGAAGAGAAGAGGCGAGUUGCAGCUUAUAAAGAUUUUCCAGUCCUCUGUCUUUGAAGCUUUCCUGAAAGGAACUUCUCUAGAUGAAGUAUAUAGCUCAGUAGCCAAGGUUGCUGACUACUGGCUGGAUGUACUCUAUAGUAAGGCAGCAAAUAUGCCAGACUCUGAGCUUUUUGAGCUGAUAUCUGAGAAUCGCAGCAUGAGCAGGAAGUUAGAAGAUUACGGGGAACAAAAGUCCACUUCAAUCAGUACAGCCAAGAGACUUGCUGAGUUCCUGGGAGACCAAAUGGUCAAGGAUGCUGGUUUGGCGUGCCAGUUUAUUAUAUCAAAGAAGCCAGAUGGCGCUCCAGUCACUGAGAGAGCCAUCCCCCUGGCCAUAUUCCAGUCCGAGCCUGGUGUUAAGAAACAUUAUCUCCGCAAAUGGCUGAAAACACAAUCCUUGGUAGACUUUGAUAUCCGCAGUAUUCUGGACUGGGGCUACUACAUUGAGAGACUUGGUGGGACUGUACAGAAAAUUAUUACAAUUCCAGCUGCCCUGCAAGGGAUUGUCAACCCAGUGCCUCGUAUUAAGCAUCCUGAUUGGCUGCAUAAGAAAUUAUUGGAGAAAAAUGAUGUCUUCAAGCAGAAACGCAUCAAUGAGAUGUUUGCACCGGCAGCAAAAGAUAUGACUGACUCAAGUGGACAGCAAUACAAUGAAGAGGAAAACAGCAGUAAUGCCAUGGAUAUUGAAGAUAUAGGUGGCACCAAUAGUGCCAAAUCAAAGGAACUGGUUGCCAUUAGCAACAAGCGUAAACGACAAGUCAGCGCAUUUGAUGAUGAAUCCCAGAAGGAUUUUGGAAGGAAAGAUUCUGAUUUGACAAGGUCUUGGAGAGAAAUACUUGGACCCCCUCCACCUAUGGGCAAAACCCAGGAUGAAAGGGAUGAAUGGGUUGCGUACCACAAGAAGAAGUGGGCAUUACAAGCUAAACAACGGGCAGAAAAAACCAAACGUAGGAGAUUAGACAAUGGUGAGAAACCCUCAGGUGGUGGAGGUGUGAUCCGUAGCGGAGGUGGCCUCAGCGGUUUUCUGCGUAAGAAGGCUCGAAGUGUCCUUGAUAUGCCUUGGCAGAUUGUGCAGAUUGCAGAGACAGGGCACCCUGGAAUGUACAAACUAUGGGCACUCAUAGGAAAUGACCUGCACGCUAUAAAACUCACCAUUCCACGCAUAUUCUAUGUUAAUCAAAAAACUGAAAAAGAAGGUGCAGGGCAAAUGUGGAGAAAAGUACAUAAAACUCUACCAAGGUCCCAUAUGGUCCAGUACCUCUACCAGUACUCUGUUCCAGAAGAUAUAUACCUAGAAAAUAUAAAUGAAAUCAGUGCUGACCUGUCAUCCCCUGAUAUUGAAGGUGUUUAUGAGACACAAGUCCCCUUAAUGUUCAGGGCUAUGGUCAGAAUAGGCUGUGUGUGUACUGUCAACAAGUCCAUCUCGCAACACUAUGGCAGCAUUGACACGGAUACUUUUGAUCUGGAUCAUUUGGAUUUCCGGACACUGGCACAGUAUCCGUACCUUGAGCCUGGGAGCAUGAAACAUAUCUAUCUUUACCAUUAUCAGAGUGGAGCAAAGAUGAUGUUUGGGUUGUUCUUCCCGAUGUCAAAGAAAGCAUCUGUAUUUGUAGUUGAUACCGUACGAACCAAUCAGAUGCCAAACAUGAAUGCACUGUACAAUGCUGAGCAUAAUCUCAAAAUUGAGAAGGUCCAGGAUGAAGAACUUCUACCACCAGGGGGCCACACAUUUGAGGUGAAAGUUGAGAAAGAUGUGCGCCAAGUGUUCCGUUCUAUCCAACGUCUCCUCUCACUCUACAAAGAUGAAAAGAAAGGACCAACAUUCAUAGCUGUCCAGUCAGUAAAAGAUUUCCAACAUAUGGUAAAGGAUAUGCCAGGACUCAGUGACUUCCCCAUGGUGCCUGUACACGUGUCUGACAGUCCCAAUAUGUUCAAGUCCCUUGAUUGGCAGAGAGUUGGUGCCAAGAGAAUGAUACAACAUUACCUCAAUGUAGACAUGAUAUUACAAGCUUAUAUGGAGCAAUGCAGAUACUUUCACAUACCGGUUGGUAACCUUCCCAAGGAUACAAUGAUCUUUGGUUGCGAUCUUUUCUUUGCCCGCCAUCUCGCUAAACACAACCAUGUCCUCUGGUGCUCCCCCUCUGAGAGACCCGAUCUGGGUGGAAAGGAAGCAGAUGAUAAUCGAUUGAUGACUGAAUUUGAGGAGAACACAUCACUUGAAAUCAACAAUGAAGGGUGCUAUUCUACUAUAUGUGUUGAGUUAGAUCUGGCCAGUAUAGCAGUGAACACUCUGCUUGAGUCAGGCCAUGUGAAUGAUAUAGAGGGAGCAAGUGCAGUUAGCUUUGACAACCCGCAGACGUACAUACAAGACAUGCUCCAAGGACAAGGGGCAGCAACAAUGUUGACAAGUUAUGAUGAAACUGCACUCUGUGCUGUCACUUUCAGGAUAAUGAAGAGCAUGGUUCAUGGUUGGAUCAGGGAUAUCACAAAUUACCAGAAUGUAUUUGCAGACCAUCAAGUCAUUCAUUUUUACAGAUGGUUGACGUCCCCAGCCUCUCUGUUGUAUGACCCAGCCCUUAGGAGAACUCUUCACAACAUGAUGAAGAAAUUAUUCAUGCAGUUGGUUGCUGAGUUCAAAAGACUUGGCUCUACGAUUGUCCAUGCUAACUUCAGCCGCAUGAUCAUCUGCACCAAGAAACGUCAACUCAUUGAUGCUUUGGCUUAUGUUGAGUAUAUCACAAACACCAUACGGGCGAAAGAGCUUUAUCAUAUGAUAGAUAUUACUUAUAGCAGCAACUGGCAGCUGCUUCUCUGGCUUGACCCGGCUAACUUUGGAGGUGUAAGAGCCAAGAUUCCAACACCACGAAAUGGAUUGACCGGCAGAGAGGGAGGUGAGGAUAGUGAUGAAGAACAACCUAACACCCCUGAAAGAGAAGAAACUUUGGACCAGUCUGACAGUGAAGAUGAUCCUGAGAUAGAGAUGAACUGGAACCUGGUGAAGUUUUUACCCGAGGCAGCUGCCUGUCAGACACACUUUAAUAUGAUAAUUGCGGGCUACAUCCACGCCAUCUUUAACCACUUAGAGAACGAGAUUCAGAGCCACACUCCAGGCAGCACGCCAGUCAGGAGGCGGGGAGGUAGUCAGACACAGCCAAGCAUAGAUGCCACUGUAACCCCAGGCUUGCUAGAGAAAUCACAACAGCUUAUUGAGAAAGACAUGUGUAUGCAGAUGUUCGCUAUAACCCAGAAAAUCCAGAAGAAACUCUCAGGAAGUGGGCGUGGAGAUUUGUCUGCGGAAUUCCCGAAGCUCCCUGGAUCGUAUUUGCCACUAAACAAUCCAGCCCUUGAAUUUAUCAAAUAUGUGUGCAAGGUUCUGUCCUUGGACUCAAAUAUUACAAACCAGGUGAAUAAGAUGCGAAGAGAUCUCUUGAAGCUGAUUGGUGUUGGAGAUUUCUCGAGGGAUGCUGAUUUCCAAGAUCCAUGUUUAUCGUACAUCCUCCCUGAAGUUAUAUGUAAGAAUUGUAAUAGCACGCGGGACGUUGAUCUGUGUCGAGAUCCACAUUUGUCUGACGAUGCUCAGUCUUUAUGGCACUGUACAAAUGAGACAUGUAAAACGGAGUAUGACGUUGCUGAAAUCGAACAACAUCUUAUUGAUGCUGUACAGAGGAAGUCAAUGGCUCAUGUGCUACAGGAUCUCAAGUGUAUUAAAUGCAAUGGGGUGAAAGAUACUAAUAUGGCGACGUAUUGUAAAUGUGCAGGUGACUUCACAACCACACAAUCCCUUCCAGAUGUUGUACAGAAACUGAAAAUAUUUAGGAAUAUAGCAAGCCAUUAUAACAUGCCUUUACUGUUAGAAACUGUGGAGUGGAUAUUGAAAAUGAACCAUCAGGCUGGUUGAACCAACAGGUGUUUAACAGUGGAAAACGAAUAUAUAAUGCAGAGUGAUAGGACCCCAGAGGUUAGGACCUCAGUUGAAGGAUAUCAAGGACAGUUACGGACAUCACUGAGGGAGUUCAGUAAAUGCAUUGCAAACAGGAACAGUGUAUUGCAACUGUGUAACUCAGUGCAGUAAAGUGUAAUGCUGAGUGCAGGACAGUUCAGUGUAGUACAAUACAGUAUUGCACACAGUGCAUGCAGUACAGUGCUAUGUAGUAUGGAACCAUGUAGUGCAUUGGAGUGCUGUGCAGGGAAGUGCACUGUUACUGUGCUGUACAGUAUGAGCUUUGAUCUACAAAUAUUCAAUAAACGAGAGUUGAUGCAUCACCUACUAUUCUGCUGAUAGAUUAUUUUAUAAACCCUCUUGAUCAUUCAAUUAGUACUUUAAAUCACUGCAACAAUGGUAACUUUUGGUUUGAAUUUAUCUGUUCCAGGAAUUUUAUAUAAAUGUAUAUAAUACAUAUGAAUGCUUUUAUGCAAAGAAAUAUAUCAUAUAAGAAGUGAA
Messenger RNA from Owenia fusiformis, 7501 nucleotides. NCBI's taxonomy places the organism in Eukaryota, Metazoa, Annelida, Polychaeta, Sabellida, Oweniidae. The record is from the annotation of a GenBank genome assembly.